GUCGCCGUUUCGAACUGGGCCAGCGCCUCGAUCAAACCGAAACGCCAGCGAGCCCGAUUCGCCUGAGCCCUGCCCAAGCUAGGGUUUCCUCCGCCGCGCCGGCGCUUGGCCACCACCCCCAGCCGCCGCCAUGUACAACGGCAUCGGGCUGCAGACCCCGAGGGGGUCCGGCACGAGCGGGCACGUCCAGGCGAGCAAGUUCCUCGCCAAGCCCCGGCCGUCCUCCUCCGCGGCCGGCGGCGGCGGGACCCCCGACCCGCGGCACUCCGGCUCCGGCCUCGAAGGGGCGCGGAAGCCGAACAGGGACAUCCUGGAGCACGGCCGGAAGCGGCAGGUGGAGCUGCGGCUGCUCGUGCUGAGGGACGCGCUCGAGGAGCAGGGGUACACGGAGGCCGAGAUCGAGGUGCGCGUCGAGGAGGAGCGCAAGGCCGCCGAGACCGAGGCGGCGGCGGAGGAAGGCCGGCCUGCUGCCCAGGGCGGAGGGUUCAUGGACACGCAUGGUCACCAUGCCGCUAUGCGGAAGGAGAACCAGCUGCAGACUAUGAGGGCUGCUCUUGGGCUUGAUCCUGAGGAUGUGCAGAAGAAAGGGGGCUGUAGAAAAUGAUAUGGAGCCUAGAGAGCUUGUUCCAAGGAAGCAGGGGAAGACAUGAAUGUAAUUUAGAUGCAGACUAUGAUCUCGGGGGCCCCGUGAUCUCGACAUCAAGAGGAUGGGGAUGUAGGAGAGUUUGGUGUUUGUGUACUUAGAGCGCACCUAAAUUAGAGUACUGCCCUGAAACAAAAUAUGGUAGUAGUAUGCAAUUGUUCUGAAUCUGUGAGAAGAGGUCACCUGGAUGUAUAUACAUCUCCCAUCUUUUUAAUUUUAGCAACUCGUGAGAAAGUAAGCCUGAUCUCAGAAGUCACAUUUUAGGAGCUGAGUAAUCUUCGGUUA
Molecule: messenger RNA, 928 nt
Organism: Panicum virgatum (switchgrass)
Lineage: Eukaryota; Viridiplantae; Streptophyta; Magnoliopsida; Poales; Poaceae
Product: pre-mRNA-splicing factor cwc21-like
Exons: 2
Coding region: 131-604 (157 amino acids)
Source: RefSeq, a predicted model, not a curated record